This is a messenger RNA of Pan troglodytes (chimpanzee), 3272 nucleotides long. RefSeq names its product solute carrier family 9 member B2 (gene SLC9B2). Gene Ontology annotation, biological process: proton transmembrane transport. The record is from RefSeq and is a predicted model, not a curated record. Gene Ontology annotation, molecular function: antiporter activity. The transcript has 12 exons. Bases 778 to 2391 code for a protein of 537 amino acids. NCBI's taxonomy places the organism in Eukaryota, Metazoa, Chordata, Mammalia, Primates, Hominidae. Gene Ontology annotation, cellular component: membrane.
CUGAGAAGACACUUCUAAGAGGUACAGCUAAAAGGUGGAGGACUGAUAGACAACUUAGAAGUUGGUUUCGGGAACGAUAAAACAAGCAAUGGGCUGCCCGGCCUGCGCCGCGGAGUCCCGAGGAGCCUGCGCUGUGCUCCUCUCGCGGUGUCUCGUCAUCUCCGGGAAGACUCGGCGCCUGGGUCCGCGCUCUCUGGGGAAGCUUUCCGGGAAGCUUUCCCGGGAGCUCGCUGGUCCUGGCCUCAGAAGACUGCGGACCCGCCCAGGGAGGAUAAGCAGCUGAAAGACCGCGCGGUGCCGCUCCGAGGCCCCGGGACGUGGGCCCAUGGUCGGCCUGGCGCCACCUUUCCGGGGGAAGCCACGCGCACCCGGCAUCGCACGCGGCUCUGCACCCGCGCCGCCGGACCUGAAACCCGGCGGAGGGCACACGGGGCUGCCGCUGCGGGCCCCGGACCAACCCAUGCUUACUCCGGAGCCUGUACCGGCGCCGACGGGUCGGACCUCCCUGCGCGGUGUCGCCCAGCGGGUUCGUGCGAAAGGCGGGGCCGACUACACGCGGUGCCGCGCCCUGAGACCGUUUAUCUGCAGUCAACGCAGCCUCCCGGCUCAGCCUGGGAAGAUGCGCGAAUCGGGAACCCCAGAGGGCGGUGGCUAGACCGGGCUCCGCCGCCUCCCCCACAGCCCCUUUCCUAAUCGUUCAGACGGAGCCUGGUCGACUUCGCCGGAGACUGCCAGAUCUCGUUCCUCUUCCCUGUGUCAUCUUCUUAAUUAUAAAUAAUGGAGGAUGAAGAUAAAAGAAUUACAUAUGAAGAUUCAGAACCAUCCACAGGAAUGAAUUACACACCCUCCAUGCAUCAAGAAACACAGGAGGAGACAGUUAUGAAGCUCAAAGGUAUAGAUGCAAAUGAACCAACAGAAGGAAGUAUUCUUUUGAAAAGCAGUGAAAAAAAGCUACAAGAAACACCAACUGAAGCAAAUCACGUACAAAGACUGAGACAAAUGCUGGCUUGCCCUCCACAUGGUUUACUGGACAGGGUCAUAACAAAUGUUACCAUCAUUGUUCUUCUGUGGGCUGUAGUUUGGUCAAUUACUGGCAGUGAAUGUCUUCCUGGAGGAAACCUAUUUGGAAUUAUAAUCCUAUUCUAUUGUGCCAUCAUUGGAGGUAAACUUUUGGGGCUUAUUAAGUUACCUACAUUGCCUCCACUGCCUUCUCUUCUUGGCAUGCUGCUUGCAGGGUUUCUCAUCAGAAAUAUCCCAGUCAUCAACGAUAAUGUGCAGAUCAAGCACAAGUGGUCUUCCUCUUUGAGAAGCAUAGCCCUGUCUAUCAUUCUGGUUCGUGCUGGCCUUGGUCUGGAUUCAAAGGCCCUGAAGAAGUUAAAGGGUGUUUGUGUAAGACUGUCCAUGGGUCCCUGUAUUGUGGAGGCGUGCACAUCUGCUCUUCUUGCCCAUUACCUGCUGGGUUUACCAUGGCAAUGGGGAUUUAUACUGGGUUUUGUUUUAGGUGCUGUAUCUCCAGCUGUUGUGGUGCCCUCAAUGCUCCUUUUGCAGGGAGGAGGCUAUGGUGUUGAGAAGGGUGUCCCAACCUUGCUCAUGGCAGCUGGCAGCUUCGAUGACAUUCUGGCCAUCACUGGCUUCAACACAUGCUUGGGCAUAGCCUUUUCCACAGGCUCUACUGUCUUUAAUGUCCUCAGAGGAGUUUUGGAGGUGGUAAUUGGUGUGGCAACUGGAUCUGUUCUUGGAUUUUUCAUUCAGUACUUUCCAAGCCGUGACCAGGACAAACUUGUGUGUAAGAGAACAUUCCUUGUGUUGGGGUUGUCUGUACUAGCUGUGUUCAGCAGUGUGCAUUUUGGUUUCCCUGGAUCAGGAGGACUGUGCACGUUGGUCAUGGCUUUCCUUGCAGGCAUGGGAUGGACCAGCGAAAAGGCAGAGGUUGAAAAGAUAAUUGCAGUUGCCUGGGACAUUUUUCAGCCCCUUCUUUUUGGACUAAUUGGAGCAGAGGUAUCUAUUGCAUCUCUCAGACCAGAAACUGUAGGCCUUUGUGUUGCCACCGUAGGCAUUGCAGUAUUGAUACGAAUUUUGACUACAUUUCUGAUGGUGUGUUUUGCUGGUUUUAACUUAAAAGAAAAGAUAUUUAUUUCUUUUGCAUGGCUUCCAAAGGCCACAGUUCAGGCUGCAAUAGGAUCUGUGGCUUUGGACACAGCAAGGUCACAUGGAGAGAAACAAUUAGAAGACUAUGGAAUGGAUGUGUUGACAGUGGCAUUUUUGUCCAUCCUCAUCACAGCCCCAAUUGGAAGUCUGCUUAUUGGUUUACUGGGCCCCAGGCUUCUGCAGAAAGUUGAACAUCAAAAUAAAGAUGAAGAAGUUCAAGGAGAGACUUCUGUGCAAGUUUAGAGGUGAAAAGAGAGAGUGCUGAACAUAAUGUUUAGAAAGCUGCUACUUUUUUCAAGAUGCAUAUUGAAAUAUGUAAUGUUUAAGCUUAAAAUGUAAUAGAACCAAAAGUGUAGCUGUUUCUUUAAACAGCAUUUUUAGCCCUUGCUCUUUCCAUGUGGGUGGUAAUGAUCUAUAUCACCAACCUUAAUCUCUCUGCCUUUUUUUUCAAACACCCCUUCAUCAUCCAUCUUAAUUUGCAUAAGGACAUAUCUACUUUAAUGUACUACCACAGUUUACAAUUAACGUGGGAAAGACCAGCUUCAGUAUCCUCUUCAGCUAGGAUUGCUCUAACUUUUAACUUUCACAGUUUCCUGAUUCAUAUUUGCCCAGGCUCUGAUGCCUUGAAUUGGUUUUGGCUCCUCUUUUUUGGUUCUGUUUUUGUUGUUAAACAUCAUAAUGCAGUCUCUCAUUAAUUUUUACCGUCAUUUACCCUGAUAAUCUGCCUCUUCUCCAUUUCUCCUUCCCUUACUACCUUUCUUUGAAUUACUGUAACUGAUUGGUUCCACCAAAAUUUUAAAGUACAUGAAGUAUCUUCAUUGGUUCAUCCUCUUGCCCCCUCCAGAUGUCAAAAAACUUUAUCCUGCCCCCUAGCUGACCACCCAGGUUCCUUUAUUUCAGUGGCCCAUGUGAGUCUACCUUCCCCUAAGGAGUGCCCUAAUCCAGCCCUUUUUUUGUUUCUUAUGACCCAUAUCUUUAGGCUCUUCCCAUUUCUAGGUGGGAGAUAGGUAAGUUUCAAAUCUAUGCCAGUCUUAUGAAUAUUACAUUAGGGUAAUGUGCUAUAAUGAAGAAAUAAAAAAUACAGUGCUUAAAAGAAAAUAAAAUUCUAUUUCUGUCUAAUGAAA